Gadus chalcogrammus (walleye pollock) is the source of this 2103-nucleotide messenger RNA. RefSeq names its product proenkephalin-A-like. The record is from RefSeq and is a predicted model, not a curated record. Gene Ontology annotation, molecular function: opioid receptor binding. Gene Ontology annotation, biological process: sensory perception; chemical synaptic transmission; neuropeptide signaling pathway. The transcript is spliced from 5 exons. The coding region runs from base 913 to 2043 and encodes 376 amino acids. NCBI's taxonomy places the organism in Eukaryota, Metazoa, Chordata, Actinopteri, Gadiformes, Gadidae. Gene Ontology annotation, cellular component: dendrite; axon terminus; plasma membrane.
CAGGGCCCCCCAGUGAUGGGGAAGAGUUGACGCUGUAGCUCCUCAGGCUAGCUUAGACUGAGUCAAAUAUAAGGGAUGCAUAUUGGGCUGCUGUUAUGUUAUGUAGCCAGAGGGGUGGAACGUGUUUUAGUGUUCAAUGAAUUUAUAGUGGAUUAUACAUGUCAUGCUUUGGUCAAGCUAUUACAUCAAGCAAUUGAUGUAAGCCUACCAAAGUCGAUGUACUUUAAAUCGAUCAAUAACAUCAUUGUGUAACUAUUGUGUCGGCAUGAGGUUUGAAAAUAUUAUUAAUAUUUCAUUAUGAUAAACCAAUGAAAAUAAUGUGUGGAUUAGGUUUACUUAACUAAUAUCCAGAUUAACAUCAAUCAUAGAACGUGAUUUAAAGUUAAAGUCCUAAAGCAUCCAUCAAAGGUUUGGUGAAAUUGCAUUGCAAGUGAUUUCAAUUUAUCCUUAUUUACCAGAGUCACAACAGUUAUAGUUUGUUUAAUGUAAUUUUUCACAGACAACAUUUUGACAUUCAAGACCUUUUAAAAUAAAAAUGUGAGAUGAAAAAGCAAAAGGCUGUUGGGCCUUCUUUGAUUAACAAUGAAUUGCCUAGUGCCAACGUGAAUGUUCUAUAGCUUGUGUCCAUGCUAAAUGUGUUAUCUUCACUAGUGUCAUCUACUAACGGCAGACCCAUAAUUAGCGUAAUGAGCGACACCUGUGAUUUUCCUACGAUGAAGCAUCGGUGAAAUCUCUCCGUUCAGUCCAAACCGCCUUCGUCCCCAUUCAAUCUGUGGUGAUACCGUACUUCUACCAGGUGAUGGCAGUAUUUCUCUAUUUGACCCGAGAAACUAGUUCAAGCAGGAAUGAAGGACAUGCGCCUACAUUGAGGAGCUAAAAUGAUUAAGUCCAGAACACGACACUACAUUCAACAUGCGGAAGAUAAUUAGUCAUCCAAAGGACAAAAGGAAGACCAAACUCUGCCUGCGUAACGACGUUAGGACCGCCGGAGGGCAAGCCACCGUCGCCGCAUCCUUCCUCCGGGGAGCGCUUUGGACGGCGGGCGUGAUGCCAUCAUCUGAGCGUGCCUGGGCUCCAUUCACGUCGUGGGAGGAGGGAGAAGCUGCUGCGCGUGCCAAAGAGGGGCCCCUCGUGGAGAUAUAUUCUGUGCUGCACCUCGCGCCUCUCAACAGUUACUUUCCUCUGAAUCCUGAGGGCACGCGGACUUACCACAUCAAAACAGAGCCGAUGGCUUUUGGGCACGCGAGCUGUGUGUGGACUCUGGUUCUGGGCGCGUGUGUUGCGCUCGCCAUGGGAACUGACUGCGGGAAGGAGUGCGCGCUCUGCGUCUACCGCUUACUGGAACAGCAGCCUCCCCUUACCUCUCCGUUCCAGACGUGCUCGCUGGAGUGCGAGGGGGGCGUAGACAGCCGGAAGCUCCGCCUCUGCAGGGAGCUCCUAUUGGACGAGGAGAACCCAGCCCCCGCCCUGGACGAGGAGGAAGACGUGGACGUGGACGCCCCCGUGGACCCCGCGGACCCCCAGGCCGAGGCCCCGGAGCACCAGCUGGUCAAGAAGUACGGGGGCUUCAUGAAGCGGUACGGGGGCUUCAUGGCCCGACGCUCCCCCCCCUCCCCCGUCCUGAUGCAGGGGGCGCCGGAGGAGGCGGGGGGCCCCGGGAGGGGGGAGGGGCGGGGGGAGGACGGGGAGCAGCAGGAGCAGGAGGAGGAGGAGGAGGAGAACAUCCGGCUGGAGAUCCUGAAGAUCCUGAACGCCGAGGCGGAGGGCCGGGCGGCCCACGGCGCCGAGGCGGAGGGCCGGGCGGCCCACGGCGCCGAGGCCAAGCGCUACGGGGGCUUCAUGCGCCGGGCGGGGCUGCAGGCCGACCCCCUGGAGGCCGUGCUGGGCCGCGCGCUGAAGAAGCGCUACGGGGGGUUCAUGAGGCGCGUGGGCCGGCCCGAGUGGCUGGUGGACGACUCCAACAAGAGCGGGAACGGCGUGCUGAAGCGCGCCUGGGAAGACGGGAGGGAACUGCAGAAGAGGUACGGGGGCUUCAUGGACUAGAAGACCCUCAGCCCAAACCCCGCCCCCCCCCAUCUAAUUAUAUUCUGGACUUGUUAGUGU